Molecule: messenger RNA, 7322 nt
Organism: Hippopotamus amphibius kiboko
Lineage: Eukaryota; Metazoa; Chordata; Mammalia; Artiodactyla; Hippopotamidae
Gene: MBNL2
Product: muscleblind like splicing regulator 2
Exons: 6
Coding region: 822-1739 (305 amino acids)
Molecular function (GO): metal ion binding
Source: RefSeq, a predicted model, not a curated record
ACAGCAACAGAGUUUAGACUGUCUUUGCUUCAUCAUCUGAAGGCAAAAUUUUCCAGAUACGGCAGACGGGCUCUCAGAGUACAAUAAACAGGGAAUGAGAACUAUUUACAUGGAAAUUUCUUCCCCAUGAUGCAGCGGAGAAGCCUCGGCCACUUGAUUCUGCCAGAUGUUCCUGGGGUUACUGUAAAAGGAAAGAAGAAGCAGAGCUAAACAAGGUUCAAGAUUUAAAAGUGCCUGUGUGAAGUCGCUUUUGCUGGAAACCACAGCCCGGGAGCUUUUGUGUUCAAAUCUUGUUUUGCUGUCGAAUACACAUUAUCCUGACCUUAGGAGUGGAUGAAGAUACCUCAGUUGUCUGGCUUUGCCAAUUGCUUGAUUUCAGAAUUUUAAAAGGUGGAAGGAAAAAGAAAUCUUGCUAAGAUCUGAACAUCUAAGUGGCUUAUUUUCCAGCAUCGUCAAUAGCUGCGAGUGUCAGAACUGAAUAUUCUCCCAAGGAGUGCCAUGAUAUUGAAGUCACUUUAUUAAAAACGGUUGUGUCUGCAAAACGAUCAGGAGACUGGGACGUUUGCAGCCAGAGAUGACACUGAGCGUGCUUUUAUUGUGGCCCGUGGUCUUCGAGGGGGGCAUAUUGAUUGAUGAGUGACUGCCUGCCGGUAAAUUCUCUCCUCACUCUGUUUCCUGGAUUGGACUUCAUUAAGCAAUUUGUCACUUACCUUCAGACUUACAUGCGGGAUUUUUCACAACAAUAGUUUCGGAAUCGUUGGAACUUGGAUUGAUUUCAUCAUUUAACAGAAACCAGCAGGAUCCCAAAUUAUUUCCUCAUCAUGGCUUUGAAUGUUGCCCCAGUCAGAGAUACAAAGUGGCUGACCUUAGAAGUCUGCAGACAGUUCCAGAGGGGAACGUGCUCCCGCUCUGAUGAGGAAUGCAAAUUUGCUCACCCCCCCAAAAGUUGCCAGGUUGAAAAUGGAAGGGUAAUCGCCUGCUUUGAUUCCCUGAAGGGCCGUUGUUCAAGAGAGAACUGCAAGUAUCUUCAUCCUCCAACACAUUUAAAAACUCAACUAGAAAUUAACGGGAGGAACAAUUUGAUCCAGCAAAAAACUGCAGCAGCAAUGCUUGCCCAGCAGAUGCAAUUCAUGUUUCCAGGAACCCCACUUCAUCCAGUGCCCACUUUUCCUGUAGGUCCCACAAUAGGGACAAAUACGGCGAUUAGCUUUGCUCCUUACUUAGCACCUGUAACCCCUGGAGUUGGGUUAGUCCCAACGGAAAUUCUACCCACCACACCUGUGAUUGUUCCCGGAAGUCCACCUGUCACUGUCCCGGGCUCAACGGCAACUCAGAAACUUCUCAGGACUGACAAACUGGAGGUCUGCAGGGAGUUCCAGCGAGGAAACUGCGCCCGGGGAGAGACCGACUGCCGCUUCGCGCACCCCGCCGACAGCACCAUGAUCGACACCAACGACAACACCGUAACCGUUUGUAUGGAUUACAUAAAGGGGCGUUGCAUGAGGGAGAAAUGCAAAUAUUUUCACCCUCCUGCACACUUGCAGGCCAAAAUCAAAGCCGCGCAGCACCAAGCCAACCAGGCCGCCGUGGCCGCCCAGGCAGCCGCGGCCGCGGCCACAGUCAUGCUCCCAGUUGAUUCCAGUGUGCAGCAGAGUUUGAGAACCGCCUCACUGGGUUGCAGAAUUAAUUUAUUUUCAUGUGAGAUCUCUGGCUUGACAGAAAUCUAUUUUAAUAUAUGAUAGGCACUGGACAUCCAUUCACGCAAAACAUAUCAUGAGAUCUGCCUUGCACUGGGCACUUGCUGGGUGGAAUAAAUAAAUUAGGCAGCUUUCCUUGCCCUCAGGGAGCUUGGAGUUUAGUAAGUGACAGCGAUAAUGUUCCGGGACGUGAUGGAAAUGCAUAAUGGGGUUCGGGGGGCAGGAAAGACUCAGUAGCCGGUCAUCCCUUGGGAAAGAUAGAGAUGGGCUUCAGAGAUGAAAGGUAGAGUUUAAAACACAUUGUUCUAACUAGCGACCACCACUUCAUACAUUGAUAGCUGAUUAAAAUGCAAGCAUAGCUGUUAUACAAACAAGUUCACAUUAUUCAACAUUCUUUCCACAAAUGUCUAUGAAGCCUGACCCUGAUAAGCAACAAGCAUGCAGAGAGGAAGGCCCAGAGCCUGCCCUUACGCCAUCGCCCCUUAAGGUGGCCUGUGUGCUUAUUCAGACCUUUCCAAUCUCGCUUAUUUCCAAGUAUCUUGAGCACCGAGUCCUUCCUCUCUCUCACAGUUUCUUCUCAGAGCCCUUGUCCCUUUAGUGUUUUUUCUUCCUGUCCUUCUCAUUCGUAUGUCACUGGACAUAACAGUGAUUUUCUUCUGGAUGUGUGAGUUCCUGUGUACGUGGGAAUGUAUGCAUCCGCAUAGGAGAAGUCGGGCAUUAUAAAGUCUCCCCCUUUUGUUCUCGUAAAAGAGUGGUUUUCAAAACUGAUUAUAAGUAGGCACAAGGGGGUGGGGGGCCUGUAGGAAAGAUGAAAAUAAAUUGGUCACAAUGCUGAGGAUAAAGGAAUCCUUUUAGAGAGCAAAUGAGGUCUCCUAUACGUUUGCGCAGUGUAGAAUCCAUCUCACCACGCGCUUAGUGAAGACAUCCUCCGAGAAGUAAAAUGUUUUUCAUUGUAAUCAUUCUUUUAGGCCAACCCAAAUUUAUUCGAACUGGUUUGUUGAUCGAUGGGCACAAAGAACACAUUUUUACCUUGAGCGAGUGUUACAAAUCAUAACUAGGUAUCAAGGAUACCCCCAAGGCUAGUCAGGACUCUGGUUGCAAGAGACAAAAGCCCAAACGAAGUAGCUUAAAUGAAAAAGUUGGACUUUAUUAGAUCAUUUAGUACCUGCCCUCCAAGAGAGAAAAUAGGGCCCAAGGGUGCCUGGAUCCAGAAACUUGAAAACCAGUAGGUCUCUUAUCUUUUUUUCUGUUUCUCUUGGUAUAUCAGCUCCAUUCUCUAAGAUCAGCUUCUCCAGACAACACUGACCAUGGCUUUGGACACCCCUAGGGACACAUUCUUAUAUCUUCUGACAAGAGAGAAAACAGUAUCUUCUACACCAUCUCUAAUUAGAAAAAAAAAAAAAAGCCACCAGGGUCAUUUUGGUGGCCGUCCUGCGGUUGGAGUAAUAGCGUGCCAUGAUUAGCUCAGCCUGGAUCGCGAUGGCCAUCUCUGGCCACUGCGAUAUAAGCCGAGGUUCUGAGACUAUGAAAAAAAAUUAGUCCCUGUAACUCAAAUACUUGUUAAAUACAACAAACCACUGGUACAAAUAGUGAUCUUUAGAGCUGAGCCCUGAAUUUAUCUGAGCCUUGAUUUAUCUGCCUGUUACCUAGAAGUACCAGUUCUAACAUCCACAGUCAAUAUGUUCUUCAGUCAUUGAAAGAGCAAUGCACCUAGACUAUGUCAGUGGUAGAUGGCAUGCAUUGAUGGAGAUAAGAGGAAAAAAAGGCCAUUUAUACAAACAGCCCAGUUAUCUUUAAAUCAAGACUUGACUGCUCUAUGUGCCCUUCUGUGCAUUUGCACAUCAUUCUCAUCAAGGUGCACAGAGGUGGUUGCAGUGGAUGUCAGUAUGUUUAGUUACCAUAGUUUCCUAGCUUGUUACACUGUGCCCACAUUUGGAGUUCUGAUAUUUCAGGUGAUCUUGCAGCAUCGUCAAAGACAACCCAGAGGAAUGUAGUUUCAGAACAGAAGCAUCAGCUUCUUUCUGACAAUGACAUGAAAAUUACUGAAUCUGUCAUGUCUUUUUAGUUGAAGCGAGAGAGGCUCGUUUGAAACCAGUCAAGUUGCAGUUGGAUAAAGUCAAAGUAGUCUUACUCAAAAAGCAAGAUACUCAGUACACUGAAGAAAAACUAUUAUUUUACAUCCUUAUUUAAAAGAACAAAUGGGAGCGAUGAUUGCAGUCAGAAGAUAUUAAUAUUCCAUUCUCCUGGGUUCCAUAUUUGAAUACCAAGAAGUUCUGUGGUGCAAUUUUUAUUUAUUGUCCGGGGACUUCGCCUUCUUUUGAUUAAUUGGACUCUGAAAAUGAAUGUCAAGCUUUGAUUCCAGAGAAAGAGGUCUCUCUUUCCUUUAGGGCCUUGUUCUUUUACAAUACCAUCCUCACCAGAAUUUUCCAAAUGUAAAAAUAAGCCAGACAGAGCUUCUCUUUGGUAAUUUUAACACAAAGCGUAUCUGACCUUCAAGCCAGCAGUCUUUCUUCGCACACACACCAAACUGGGCCUACACCAGGAGAUACUUCUUCUUUAAAAGGACAGGGCCAGCUGCCAUCAGCUAGAUAAGUUUCAGUUGUUCAAGAAAACGUGUACAGGAACUUUGAAUCCCAUCCUAUUUGUCCACAUCCUUUUCUUCCACAUUAAAGUGGCAGCUCUGAUUACCGUCGUCAGUGGCUCGUGACUCCUCAGAUUUGGUCCUUGCCUCUAAUGCCGGGCCCUUGGUUGGCCUGCCUUGACUUGAAGUUCGCGUGCUCCUUGAUCCAGGAAAUGAAAAUUUUGGCUGUAGGUACACAGGCUGGAGAAGGCCCAGAGGGGGCAAAGGGUCAGAAAUGUUGGUGAAGCCAGCAGGAAUGGAUGCCCAGUGCCUGGCACAUAGUAGGGGCUCAGUGAAAGAGAACCUCGUCCUCUGCACAGGUGCCUAAGGAAGCUCCCAAGGUGCACUGGACUUGGGGAUCUCUAAGGUCUGUUCUAAGCCUGAAGAUCUUUCCAUAUCGGUAAAUGUAUGCCUACAGCCAAAUAAUAUCCUCUAAAACAGAACAUCUAUGUACUACAAAGUCACAUUAUAACAUGAUUCAGCCGUACAGGUUUUUAAAUACUUUCUACACUUGUGCCUCAAAGUGUGAGGUGUGCAGGGUAUUAAUACGUACACUCGACCCUCCGAGUCCUUCGUGUUUCCUUGAAAAGACAAGAUAUGUGCAUUUAGUAAAGAUAACCCCAAAUAAGGAGUGGUAGAAAGGGAGAUGCUGCCACACUGUCCAGCUCAGUUUAGAGCUCUCAGCUUCUUUAAAUUCCUAGUUUAUCAUCAUUUUUGUUGAAAUUACCUUUCAGCAAACUAAGAUCGGGAAAAAGAGGACAUUAACCUUUCAGGCGAUUAUCCUAGGAAGAAAUAUUUAAUAUUGCUUUUUCUGCUUGGAGCCUUCAUUAAAUGAUGCUUUGUUAAAUCAAAAUUUUGUUCAUAAAUACCAGCCUGUGGAGAUGUAAUCACUCUUCUAGUUAGCAUGUCAGAGGAGAUCCACCGGAUACUAGAUUUGUUCUGUAACUCCCAAGGACUGGAAAAGUGAAGGGAAGAAUUGAAUCCAGAAAGUUGAGGACAAGAUGAUUUUGAGUUUAACCAUCCAGUUCACGUUGUUAGUGUUGUCAGUAUGCGCUCGAGAACAGACUGUGCAGCCUUAUGUAGUUAGUACAGACUACUAUAAGCAAAAAAAUAAAAAUGAAAACAUUUUAAAAAUUGCAUUAUCUAGCAAGGUGAAAUUAUACAGGAAUGAAAGAUUUUAAACAAAAAUGGUGUCAGGAAGUUUACAUCAUGGCAAACUGACAUUUGAGGAAAGAAUAUUCAAAGAACCUUUCUUACUGUGAAGCUUGCUGGUUUUUGAAAACGUUCACAGUUCUGCCUGCAGAUCAAUAAUUUCAUAUUAUGUGAUGGCUUCUAUCCAGACUGCCUUCCAAAACAUCUUCUCCAUUGGCCAUUGUAAACUUCUUCUCUACCUGUAGUCCUUUCCACCUUAUUUCUGACCUCCACUCCCCCACCCCCACCGGCCCCUUAGCUCUUUACUGCAUCUCCUAUCACCUCCAUACUUUUAACCCUGAAUCAUCAAAUGAUGAUAAACAGCUCUUUAUUGGCCAAGGAAAAUAUCAUUGGUUCCCAUUUUGAGGGUUAAAUACUAUCUCAUUUUCUUUCACAUGCCAUAGUUGUAACUCAGAACUUUAGAAUAAAACAUUGUGUGUUUAUUAUACGAACCUUAGGGAUUUACCUAUUGUGCUAAACAUAGAAAAUGGGUAUUUCAUUUCUUUUAUUUGCAUUGGAGCGAUUCCUUUGAAUUUCUUUAUUUUCAUAGAAUUCCAUCAUAAAAUUUUCAGAUUUUUUUUUUACAACAAUUAUCAAGGAACAGGAAAAUUUUUUCAUCAUGGUCUAAAUCAGUCACUAUUUAUUAUUAUUUCAGCUGUUUAAAUGAAACUAUCUGCCCACAAGUAUGGUUAUAAGUUAAAGAUAUUAUUUUACUUCUAAUAUUCCAAGCAGUUCUUUGCUAUUUUUUAGCUGUUUGCUAUUUUUAGCUGUUGUACUUGUUCUAAUCAAGAGUUUCACAUCUCAUUAACUUGGGUUGGUCACUGAUUAUAGUUAAAAGUACAAAUAGAAUUAUUAAAUAUAAAUUAUUUUGAUACCCGAGAACACUAAAUACCCUUUAAAGGGUAUUUUCUUAUUGUAAUCCGGUAAGUUGUUUGCGAUAAAUUAAAUUAAAAUUUCAAAUGUGGUGGAAAACAGAAUGGAUGAUAAGUUAGUCAUUAGAAACCAUACGAUGGAAUAAAAGCAGGAAUUUGAGAAACCUAUUAUUCAAAUUCAAAACUUCUUAAAUUUGGAACCUCAUUCCAUGUUCCCAGAUCCACACUAGCAGAGUGAAGAGAAAAAUUGAGACAAUUGUCCACAUAAUUCAGACAAAAAUUUAAGAUCCAAACCCAAACAAGUUUUGCCUAAAUAAUCUUGUGUUUGAAUAUAUUUUUGCCUGAAUUUUUUGUCUCAGUUUGCCACUUCAUUUUGUUAGGCUAGAUCUUCAUUAAAAAUUCUUUUUAUAAAAGUUAAAGGCAUUAUCUUUUUUUUGCAACUUUGAUCUUAUGACUUGGAUCUCAUACAUUGUGCAUUCGUUAUUUUAUCUUUGCAAACUAACUUAUCAGAAGUUCUUCAAUCCUGUGGCCCUUAAAAGUUUUGCAUUUUUUUCUGAAGCAAUAUAAAAAAUGCUUAUGGUGUGUAUGCAAGCUGCUGUUUUAAUUAACUUUCCUGAAUUUCAAACAUCUAUAUUUUACUCUCUUAUAUGCUUUUAACUAAGGUAUAGUAGAUGCAUUUUUGCUUCAAUACUAAUUUAAGGUGUAAUAUUCAUUUCUUUAGAGAACAUUUUUGUUGUUGUGCAUGCCUAGUGUUUUGUACGUUGUAUAUUGCAUUCAGAAUAUUUUUUUCCUUCUCACCUAUCCACAAUGCAAUGCCGUUCCCAUGAUGCACCUCUGCUUGCUGUUUACCUGUAUGUUAAUUCGCUUGAAUCCCAUUGGCCCACUGCCAUCAUGUGCUCGCUGCCUGUUAUUAAAAGACUCAGUCGACUGCCAAAGCAAUGA